CGCGAACAAAUCUACGCAGUAAUAAGAAUUUUCACAACAAAGACAUUGCAAGGGAAUAAGAAAGGCCCGUAUUGGAAUAUUAAAGACACAGGGAAAAACAAGGAAGCUAGGACUAGAUAACGAGGACAUUUAAUAAUGGAGAAAUAUGUGUUUAUAUCUAUAGUGUAUAUAGUUUUGUAUUCGUGUGAUGGUAAACCAGCGACAGUAUCAGAAGGCCCUUGUGUUGGUCCAGAUUGUUAUCAUGGACAAUUAAUGCACGGUGAUCAAGAACCGGGUAUAGAUCAUAAAGCAGAAGACACGUAUCUUAGAAUUAAAGAUGAGCUUGCUGCUGGACAGGGAAAAUCAAAACCCGACACACCAGAACAAUUAGGUGUUGGUAAAAUGGAGGUCGAAAUAGGCACACAGGCUAAAGAAGAAAUCAAAAGGGGUAAAAUUUUACCAGUAGAUGCUGAAGCUAUGAUGCACGGUGGAGACCCUCAAGCUCACGAGCACAAGACUAAUCCAGAACACGAAGCGAAACCCGAUGAAAAUACAGAUAAUGUUAAAAGGGGUCCCAUUAUGCCCAUAGAUGCCGAGGGGUUGAUGCAUGGUGGCGAUGGAAGAGCUCAUGAACACGAAGCGAAACCCGAUGAAAACACAGAUAAUGUCAAAAGGGGUCCUAUUAUGCCCAUAGAUGCCGAGGGGUUGAUGCAUGGUGGCGAUGGAAGAGCUCAUGAACAUGAAGCAAAACCGGGAGAAAAUACAGAUAAUGUUAAAAGAGGUCCAAUUAUGCCCAUAGAUGCCGAGGGAUUGAUGCAUGGGGGCGAUGGGACAGCUCAUGAACAUGAAGCGAAAACCGCAGGAAGUGCAGAUAGUAUUAAAAGAGGUCCUAUUAUGCCUAUAGAUGCUGAAGCACUAAUGCAUGGGGGCGAUGGGGAAGCCCAUGAACAUGGAAAGGUCGUUGAAAAGGAAGAAGAGAGAAAGAACCUUGGACCAGGCGGUGAACAAUACUGGCACGGUGCUCUAAAUCAUGGUGAUAAAGAAUUGGGUGUUGAACAUCAUAAACAUGAUAAAGAAAAACAAAUCAACAAAUACGAUUUUGAUGCUGAUGAUAUCAAAACAAUAGCGGGCGUCGGUCAAAUUUUGGCUAAACUUGAUCUGGAAGCUAUGUUGAAAAAGAACUCCGAAGAAUACGCCAAAUGGAUGAAUGAUGGAGCGCCCGACGUGCGGGAUGAAAAUAGUCUUUGGAAUCAAAUCGAUCAAGUCCGUCAACGUUAUUUAUCAUUCGGUAAUCUUGGACAAGAAGAAGACGAAGAAAAGCGCGCUAAACGACUCAAUCCAAUGACUUCAGAAUGGGAAAAAGAUCUUUCAGAUGGUAGAGCCUCACAAAAAGACGAUAUCGUUAAUGGUCUAGAAAUGUUCGGCAACAUUGGUCCCGUAAAAACUAACAAAGGGAACUACAGAGCCAAUCGACCAAACGAAGAUCAUGUGACGCAUGAUGAGUCUUAAUUUGAUGUAAUUAAUAUAAAAGACACAUUACUUUUAAGAGUUUUUGAGAUUACAAUGGCGUUACGUACUUAUUCAGUUAAUUAAAUGUCAGAUACUUUUGUUACAUUAUGUUGUAAAUAAAACUAUUUUCUACAAAACA
Patella vulgata (common limpet) is the source of this 1627-nucleotide messenger RNA. RefSeq lists its product as uncharacterized. Bases 136 to 1488 code for a protein of 450 amino acids. The record is from RefSeq and is a predicted model, not a curated record. Lineage: Eukaryota; Metazoa; Mollusca; Gastropoda; Patellidae. The transcript has 3 exons.